AUUUUGGAUAAAAAUCGAAUUCGAUUUUGAAAUCCAAAUUGAAUUGGAAUUUCAUGAUUCGAGGGAAUGGGUCUGAGCGCAAGCAAGGAACCUCUCCUACGAUGAAAUGAUUUCUAAACAAUUUGGAUAAAUUAGUUGUCUGAACAUUGUCUUCAUUCAGCUAAAUCAAAGCGAGUUCGUAUCCAUAAAGGCAAACAUUUUUAAUGACUUGCCGACAAAUUCAUCUUUCUUAAUACUACAAUAGUUUACGACUAAAGGCUAUAAUUCGAAUAGAGUUGUAGCUGUAAGCGGAAAGCUUAUUGUAUAGCCAACUUAGCAAUACGUCUGAGGUGGUAAAAAAAGGUUGGUUGCAUUAUAAUCAGAGAGAAAUUGAAGAUUAAUGGUGCAAUUAGCAAUAAGUAUAGGUAUGUGUUGGUUGCCGCUUCGGCCCGACCGCCUAUAUGUUGCUCAAAGGGAAAGGCUUGCCCAAAAUAUCUGCUUCAAUUGGAGUAGAAUUUUGCAGGUAGCUCGUACCGCUGAAUGCAACGCGUAAGAUGAGAUGGCUCGGAGUAAUGAAGUCUUCGGACAUAGUUGCUCUAAAAAAGAGUCAGGCUUAUCGCCUAGAAGGCAGUUUCUGCUUUCUAAUUAGUUGAGUGAACCUUUUCACUAUCUGCAGCAUAGCGGCAGUUCAUUGAACAGCCUAAACUAUGUCUGAAGUAG
Messenger RNA from Paramecium octaurelia, 699 nucleotides. The record is from the annotation of a GenBank genome assembly. Lineage: Eukaryota; Ciliophora; Oligohymenophorea; Peniculida; Parameciidae.